AUGACUACAACACCUACUCAACCACGUUUAUAUUUACUGGGAACACAUACACAACCAGCCGAACGGCACCUCAAACCACCAUCAGCCACACCUGAAAAUGCAUCCCGUGUCAACUCUGCCCGUAAAAAACACACUGUGAUUCUCGUCGCUGGAUCAGGCGCACUCAAAAAUAUCCAUACAUUACGAUCCAGUGAUGUGCACACGCGUGCAUCAUCUCCCAAAGACACUGCAGCUGAUUCAUCGAAAACACUGCCCUCAAACACCAAAAUAUCAUCCACAGCCAACGGCCACACCAAACGAAAGAAAAACACUCGAUGGAUCCCACCUACAAGACCAGCACUAACAGCGUCUGAAAUCGAGCUAGUCGCACUCCCACAUUCUGAUAUUCAUCUCCACACAUUCUUGUCUGGAGUCCAUGUCAAACCACCACCGACAUCUCGCUCGCUUGUUGAUUCGUUCUUUGUCGGGAGGGCACCGCUAGAUGGGUAUAGCACGCGCGUGAAGCAUGAAAAGGGGUUUGAUAAUCCGCCUGAUGCGAAAGAGUUGACGCAGCUGAGAGUUUCGAAUCCGUAUGGGUAUAGAAAUUAUGUGAAAGCCGAGGAGAAGAGGAAGGAUGUUGCUGAUACGUAUGGGAGGCUGGAGGCUGCGAGGACGGGGAUUGCUGCUAGGGUUAAUAGUUUGAAGGAUUAUACAGAGAGGUUGCAGACCUUGAUCAAGGAAAACCACCUUUUAAAGAAGCAGUAUCAGAGCUUGUCUCAGAAAACGAACGGCUUUGUAACGAAAACCCUUGGCCAAGCAGAAGACAAUGACAGUCAAGCAGUAGAACUCUUGUCAAGAAGACGGAAACGAAUCAAAGCUCUUCGUGAUGAAGCCGCUAAAGCUGAUGUAGAAGCUAAGACUACAAUAUCCGAACUGGAAUCACGAGCAUCUUCUCUCGAAUCUCGCCUAUCAGAAUCCACCAAAGCUUUAGCGGAUCUCAUCACAUUCCGAGAUUUGGCAGAUAAUCAGUCUGAAGCUCUUAGUGAGCUUGUGCAAGCUGAAAUCCAGAAACGAAACGAACUGUUACGGGACCAUGCUCAUGAACUACGUGUUUUCGAAGGCCAGAUACGAGCAUCUAAUGCCAAAGUGGAAUCAGAGGCGUUGAUACGGGUUCGGGCUGCUGUGUCUGAUGAUGUUAUUGAAUGGCUUCCAAAUGUGGGCAAGACGAUGGUAGCAGAUGCGCAAAAGACAAGGAGUCGACUCGAGUUGGAAAUGAGUAGACAUCGUCGAGUUAUCUCGGAGUUACAAGAGCAAAUCCUUUCAUUGGAAGCAGAAAUGGCUGCUAGGCGAGAUCAGAUGAAGGAACAAGACAACAUUCGAAAGAUGCAGCUUGAUGAGAAACGUCGAGAGAUUGCUGCUGCUGUUGCUGCAGAAACAUAA
Molecule: messenger RNA, 1419 nt
Organism: Synchytrium microbalum
Lineage: Eukaryota; Fungi; Chytridiomycota; Chytridiomycetes; Synchytriales; Synchytriaceae
Exons: 5
Coding region: 1-1419 (472 amino acids)
Source: RefSeq, a predicted model, not a curated record